This is a messenger RNA of Rasamsonia emersonii CBS 393.64, 1767 nucleotides long. RefSeq names its product Amidophosphoribosyltransferase. The transcript is spliced from 3 exons. The record is from RefSeq and is a predicted model, not a curated record. Gene Ontology annotation, biological process: purine nucleobase biosynthetic process; purine nucleotide biosynthetic process. NCBI's taxonomy places the organism in Eukaryota, Fungi, Ascomycota, Eurotiomycetes, Eurotiales, Trichocomaceae. Gene Ontology annotation, molecular function: amidophosphoribosyltransferase activity. Gene Ontology annotation, cellular component: cytoplasm. The coding region runs from base 1 to 1767 and encodes 588 amino acids.
AUGUGUGGGAUCCUCGCUCUUAUCUUGGCGAACCCUAAGGGUGCCGCCGCGGUCGACCUUCACGAGGCGCUGUAUCUCCUCCAACACAGGGGACAGGAUGCCGCAGGCAUUGCUACGUGCGCGUCCGGUGGCCGGAUUUUCCAAUUGAAGUCCAAUGGCAUGGCAGCCAAAGUCUUCCAAGACGGCGCCAGGGUGGCUGAUCUGCCAGGUUCCAUGGGUAUCGGCCAUUUGAGAUAUCCGACAGCGGGUAGCAGUGCGAAUGCUGAGGCCCAACCGUUCUACGUCAACAGCCCGUAUGGCAUUUGCUUGGCCCAUAACGGGAACCUGAUCAAUGCCCCAGAACUCAAGCGAUAUCUCGACCUGGAGGCCCAUCGCCACAUCAAUACGGAUAGUGAUAGCGAGUUGAUGCUCAACAUCUUCGCUGAUGAGUUGGGUGUCACAAGGAAGGCACGUGUCAACAAAGAGGACAUUUUCGCUGGCCUCAGCAGGAUGUAUAACCGCUGUGAAGGUGGCUGGGCUUGCACAGCAAUGCUGGCUGGUUUUGGCGUCUUGGGUUUUCGUGAUGUCUAUGGUAUCCGUCCGCUGGUUCUGGGGUCUCGUCCUUCAGCUGAUGGUGAGGGCAUGGACUACAUGAUGGCGUCAGAAUCUGUCGCUCUCGACCAGCUAGGAUUCACAAACAUUCGCGAUAUUCAACCUGGAGAAGCAGUCAUCAUCGAGAAGGGUGGGGAGCCUGUAUUCCGCCAGGUCGCAGAAAAGAAGGAAUACGCUCCGGAUAUCUUCGAAUACGUCUACUUUGCACGACCUGAUUCGGUUAUUGACGGCAUAAGCGUCUACCGAAGCCGCCAGCGGAUGGGUGACCGUCUUGCUGCGCGCGUGCUCGAUGUUCUCGGGCCUGAGGUCGUAAAAGAAAUUGACGUUGUUAUACCCAUCCCAGAGACUUCCAAUACGUCAGCUGCUAGUGUAGCACGCUAUCUGGACAAGCCCUACUGUCAAGGCUUCGUCAAGAACCGCUAUGUCUUCCGGACAUUCAUCAUGCCGGAACAGAAAAUCAGACAGAAAGGUGUUCGCCGAAAGUUGAACGCCAUGAAAUCUGAAUUCAAGGAUCGUAAUGUGCUGCUCGUUGAUGACAGCAUAGUACGCGGAACGACGAGUCGUGAAAUCGUCUCCAUGGCACGGGAAGCAGGUGCCAAGAAGGUGCACUUUGCUAGCUGCGCGCCUCCUAUCACCCACGCCCACAUUUAUGGCAUUGACUUGGCUUCUCCCCACGAGUUGGUCGCUCAUAAUCGGGAUGCCAAGGAUAUCGCCAGGCAUAUCGGCGCGGACAGCGUGAUUUAUCAGACCCUUGACGACCUCGUAGAUGCCUGCGCCGAAGUUGCCAAAGAAAAUGGCCUUUCAGAACCCAACAAAUUUGAGGUUGGUGUCUUCUGCGGUAAAUACAUAACUCCAGUCAGAGAGGGUUACUUCGAGCACUUGGAGAAAGUCCGAGGCGAAGGUCGCAAACUCAAAGUGCUGGACCAGGCGAAAGAAGCCAUUCUGAACGGUGUUGCCGGAGAGCGUGAGUUUCAAAUCGCCGCAAACGGUGUCAAGUUGGACAGCGAUGGUCGCGUUGUCCCUGCCUCAUCUCCUCGUGAGUCCCAAGUCCCAUCGGCCAGCCUGAGUCAGGCGCGCGGGGCCUUCAAAUAUGAAGAGAACGGAGAGGCAGAGGAAGUUCCUAAAGUGAAAGACCGGAUGGAUGUCAGCAUCCACAAUCUUGGGGACUAUGUAUGA